CUCUGAGCAAAGCCCUCAGUGAAACUCUAAGGCUCUGCCCAGGAAACCAGUCUUCUUGUGAAUGUGAUACACUCUCUCCAGUUUCCAUAUGCUGAGGUUAUACUUCUUCAUCAGUUUGAUGUGCUUGGUCAAAUCAGACACAGAUGAAACAUGUCCUUCAUUCACCAGACUGAGCUUUCACAGUGCAGUGGUUGGUACAGGACUAAAUGUGAAGCUGAUGCUCUACACAAGAAGAAACUGGACCUGUGCACAAGUCAUCAACUCCACAGUUUUGGGAAACUUGAAUGUGACCAAGAAAACCACCUUCAUUGUCCAUGGAUUCAGGCCUACAGGCUCUGCUCCAGUUUGGAUGGAGGACUUAGUACAGGGUUUGCUCUAUGUAGAAGACAUGAAUGUGGUUGUUGUUGAUUGGAAUCGAGGAGCUACAACUGUAAUAUACAACCAUGCCUCUAGUAAGACCAAAAAAGUAGCAAUAGUCUUGAAGGGAUUUAUCGACCAGAUGUUGGUACAAGGAGCUUCUCUUGACGACAUUUAUAUGAUUGGAGUAAGUCUAGGAGCCCACAUAGCCGGGUUUGUUGGAAAGAUGUACAAUGGGCAGCUGGGGAGAAUUACAGGUCUCGACCCUGCGGGCCCUUUAUUCAAUGGGAGACCUCCUGAGGACAGAUUAGAUCCUGGUGAUGCACAGUUCGUUGACGUCAUCCAUUCCGACAUUGAUGCACUGGGCUACAAGGAGCCAUUAGGAAACAUAGACUUCUACCCAAAUGGAGGAUUGGAUCAACCCGGUUGUCCCAAAACAAUAUUGGGAGGAUUGCGAUAUUUUAAGUGUGACCACCAGAGGUCCGUGUACCUGUACCUUUCUUCUCUGAGAGAGAACUGUUCUAUCACCGCGUAUCCCUGUGACUCCUACCGGGAUUAUAGAAACGGCAAGUGUGUCAACUGUGGCAUACCACAAAAGGAGUCCUGUCCCCUCCUGGGCUAUUAUGCUGAUAAUUGGAAAGAGUAUUUAAAGCAGAAAGACCCUCCUAUGACUAAAGCGUUCUUUGACACAGCCAAGGAGGAACCGUACUGCAUAUAUCAUUACUUUGUGGAUAUUAUAACUUGGAACAAGAACAUAAGAAGAGGGUCCAUUACAAUCAAAUUGAGCGACAGAGCUGGGAACAUCACAGAAUCCAGAAUCAAUCAUGAACCUGCAGUAUUUCAGAAAUACCACCAAGUGAGUCUGCUUGCAAGAUUUAAUCAAGACUUGGAUAAAGUGGCGACCAUUUCCUUGGUGUUCUCUACCGGAUCUGUUAUAGGCCCCAAGUACAAGCUCAGGAUUCUCCGCAUGAAGUUAAGGUCACUUGCCCAUCCAGAGAGGCCCCAGUUGUGUCGGUAUGAUCUUGUGCUGAUGGAAAACAUUGAGACGGUCUUCCAACCCAUCCCGUGCCCCAAGCUGCUGAUGUAACUGUUGUUGGGACACACGGGCACCAGUAACAUCAAGAAAGCGACAACUGUAGGCUUUUUUUAAAGUGUCACCUCACCUUUUCCUCAAGGCACAAAAAAGUAUGGGUGUCUUUUCCAGCAGCGUCCCAUGGAUGUCACAUUGCAAAAUGUCAAACGACCUUGGAUUAUGGAACGGUCCUGGGAAGGGAGCCCCUAAGUAGGGCAAGUCAGAAAUAGCCAGGCUCCCAACAGCCCAGCACCUUGUCUGGCUGCCUCCUGGGGCCUCUGUGUCCCGGCCUUUCGGCUGUGCUGCCAGUCACUCGGGCAGCUCUGCUCAGCGCUGUGGCCGGUCAAGCGCCUGAAAGGGAAGGACUGGCUGGAGACCCCACUUUGGACUCGACCCCGCACUCCCUGUGCCACACUCCUCCAGGUCCUUGCACACAGAAAGGGAUGGAGCCUGACCUACCUCACAGGGCUGUCGUGUGGGUUUGGGGGCCAGUCUGUGAAGGGUUCUUGGAAAUCCCGGUGCCACAUCCGUGAGUGGUUUGAUAAAUGUGAAUACGCUUUUAUUUAUUUUGAUAUGGCUGACCUAAUAUACAAUAAGAGAGCUUCUCCUCCUCAACAGCAGCCUGUCUCUUGAGCUGUUUGCUCUGGGAAGACAGGAAAGCCACACCCUGCCUUCUCUAAAGUGGGUUCGUGCGCGGAGGCAGUGAGGACACAGGGACAGCAAUGGGGGUGGGGGCAGCUGCUGGGACUAGACAGUAAGUGCCCGAGGGAAGAAAGGCAGACGAAGUGGUAGGAAAGGCCUGCUCACAGUGACAGUGGAUGAGGCGAGAGGUAAGAGAGAAAAAGCUUGGUUUUCACUUGAGGUGAAGAAGGGUCACUUUCCAGGCAACGCUCAUUUUAAGCAGUCCUUCAGAAAUGUUCAUUUCUCCUUGUUACUGAUGCAAUCCAUGCUUAUUUGAAGGAAAUUUAUUGAAGGAAAUUUAUAGAGAAUACAUAGAUGCAAAGUGAACAUAUGCUAUCUACGAUCCACCUGUUGGAGGUCAUGAACGCUAACCUUCUGGAAUGAUGCUAAAUAACUUGCGUUGCUAACAUGUGAAUUCAAAGCAUACACCGGUGUGCUCCAGUUUGAAAAAUCCUUGGGCUGCCCCAGGAGUGGGUAUGCUCCGUGCAUCUGGAGUGACAACAGCUGCUCGGUCAAGAGGCCCUGGAGGGCCAAGGCCAGAGAGGCCAGAACCAGGGGAGGACCAUCCCUGGGGACCUGAUGCCCGGUGCAGGCACAGACCCAAAGCGGGGGGUACCACCCAUCCCGCAGCUGUGGCCACUGCAGGAAGGUUCCUGAGAUUCCAGAGUGUCACAGGCCCAUACCCUCCUCCUCAUCCAAGUGAUUGUUCUUCUGCUUUCCGUGAGAACAGCCCUUUUAAAAGAAAUGGAGUCUUUAUUUGAUAAACUAUAGAACUCUAUACAUACAUUCCUGUGUGGCACAUCUUGUACAGGUUUCUAUAUGUAUCGCGUGGAGCCUGAGCUGGGGAAGGCAGGCGGCUCAGAGAUGCUCCUGCCCACUUGGCUAUCUUCUCGCCCUUCCUCCCUCUUGCACAUUUCUCCAGCAGUUAUGCGCAGAGAGAUGAGUGUGCUGAUAGGCCCUGAUUUCUUUUUAGAGUUUUACUGAUCCUGUAUUUUUUUUUAAGAUUUUAUUUAUUUGGGAGAGAGAGACAGCGAGGGAGCAAGAGAGAGA
Molecule: messenger RNA, 3160 nt
Organism: Zalophus californianus (California sea lion)
Lineage: Eukaryota; Metazoa; Chordata; Mammalia; Carnivora; Otariidae
Gene: LIPH
Product: lipase H
Exons: 10
Coding region: 89-1444 (451 amino acids)
Biological process (GO): lipid metabolic process
Molecular function (GO): lipase activity; carboxylic ester hydrolase activity
Source: RefSeq, a predicted model, not a curated record